AUGUGGACGCUGCGGGCGGUGCUCGCGCAGCUCCGGCCCCGGCUGGGACGCCAGCGGGACGAAGCCCGACGCGAGGCCUCCUCGUCCUCCCGCCCCGCGGCAGGCGGCGCCGCCGGGGUCCGGGCGCUGGUCUAUGCGGAGCACGGGGAGCCGGUCAAGGUCGUCGAACUGAAGAAGCUGGAGCUAAGUCCUCUGGGCAAAUCUGACGUCCGGAUAAAGAUUCUGGCAGCCCCUGUCAAUCCAGCUGACAUAAAUAUGAUCCAAGGGAAAUAUAGCAUCCUUCCUGAGCUGCCUGCCAUCGGAGGGAACGACGGGGUUGGCCAGGUGGUAGAAGUGGGCAGUGCAGUGAUGGGAGUAAAGCCUGGGGACUGGGUGAUCCCAACUAAUAUUGGUUUCGGUACCUGGCGUGCUGAGGCUGUAGUCAGCGAAGAGUCCCUGAUCGUGAUCCCAAAUGACAUUCCCCUGCUUUGUGCAGCCACCCUGCGUGUGAAUCCCUGCACUGCAUACAGGAUGCUGUCAGACUUCGAGCAGCUGCGACCAGGAGACUCUAUCAUACAGAACGCAGCCAACAGUGGAGUGGGGCAAGCAGUCAUUCAGAUUGCUGCAGCCUUGGGCCUGAGAACCAUCAACGUGGUCCGAGACAGGCCGGAUCUCCAGAAGCUGACAGACAGACUGAAGGACCUGGGGGCUGAACACGUCUUCACAGAGGAGGCAAUGAGAAGGCCAGAGAUGAAAGACUUCUUCAAGAACUUUCCCCGGCCUCAACUUGCGCUCAAUUGUGUCGGUGGCAAGAGCUCCACAGAGCUGAUGCGGCACCUGGGGAACGGCGGCACCAUGGUGACCUAUGGAGGGAUGGCCAAGCAGCCAGUCACAGCCUCAACGAGCUCAUUCAUUUUUAAGGACAUCAAGCUCCGGGGCUUCUGGAUGUCUCAGUGGAAUAAAGACCAUGGUACAGACCAGUUCAAGGAGAUGAUCCUCACCCUGUGUGACUUCAUCCGCCGAGGGCAACUCACGGCUCCGUUCUGCUCUGAGGUCCCACUGCAGGAUUACCAGGUAGCUCUGGAGGCCUGCAUGAAGCCCUUCAUUUCCUCAAAGCAGAUUCUCAUCAUGUAACAAGCCAGGAGGAUGAGUAACUGGGCAUCAUGAACCAGUGGUGGAGGAGUGUGGCAGGCCCCUCAUCUCCUGUAUCAGUUCUUGGCCACGUGCUCUCUCCACCACAGCCUCUCUUUGCAGCAUCACUGCUCCCCAAGGCGAGCCUGAUUCUGAGAUUAGGAAACAGAGGCCUUUAAGCCAUCACCUGGGCACCAGCCCUGGGCUUCACUAAUAAAGUGUGAUUCUUCUUAAA
This is a messenger RNA of Vombatus ursinus (common wombat), 1345 nucleotides long. It is a transcript of the gene MECR, whose product is annotated as mitochondrial trans-2-enoyl-CoA reductase. Gene Ontology annotation, cellular component: mitochondrion. The record is from RefSeq and is a predicted model, not a curated record. The transcript has 10 exons. Bases 1 to 1113 code for a protein of 370 amino acids. Gene Ontology annotation, biological process: fatty acid metabolic process. NCBI's taxonomy places the organism in Eukaryota, Metazoa, Chordata, Mammalia, Diprotodontia, Vombatidae. Gene Ontology annotation, molecular function: trans-2-enoyl-CoA reductase (NADPH) activity.